AUGGAAUUUCUUCAGGGCAGAGCAUUGCUGAAUGCAAUUGGCAAUUUGGAGCUCUCAGGCGCAUAUGCACAGGCUCUAAGAAAGCUUGGGCACAAUCUAGAGGAUGAACCAGAUGCUGCACUUGGGAAUGGGGGGCUAGGGCGGCUUGCCUCCUUCUUUUUGGACUCCUUGGCAACACUGAAUUACCCUGCAUGGGGUUAUGGCCUUCGAUACAAAUAUGGGCUUUUCAAACAGCUUAUCACAAAAGAUGGUCAGGAGGAGGUUGCAGAAAACUGGCUGGAGAUGGGCUACCCCUGGGAAAUUGUUAGAAAUGAUGUCUCCUAUCCUGUGAAAUUCUAUGGUGAAGUCAUUAAAGGGUCAAAUGGAAAGAAAGAAUGGGUUGGAGGAGAAGACAUAAUGGCUGUUGCAUAUGAUGUCCCCAUACCAGGAUAUAAAACUAAAACAACGAUUAACCUACGGCUAUGGUCAACAAAGGUUGCUCCAGAAUUUUUUGAUUUAUGUGCUUUUAACGCUGGGGAGCAUGCCCAAGCAUAUGAGACCCUAAAAAAGGCCGAAAAGAUUUGCUACGUUUUAUACCCUGGGGAUGAAUCAAAUGAGGGGAAGACUCUUCGAUUGAAGCAGCAAUAUACUUUAUGCUCUGCAUCUCUUCAAGAUAUUAUUGCACGAUUUGAGAGGAGAUCAGGGGAGCCGGUCAACUGGAAUGCAUUCCCUGAAAAGGUUGCAGUGUAG
Molecule: messenger RNA, 729 nt
Organism: Ilex paraguariensis (yerba mate)
Lineage: Eukaryota; Viridiplantae; Streptophyta; Magnoliopsida; Aquifoliales; Aquifoliaceae
Source: the annotation of a GenBank genome assembly